Messenger RNA from Paramisgurnus dabryanus, 2306 nucleotides. RefSeq names its product zinc finger, C2HC-type containing 1C (gene zc2hc1c). Lineage: Eukaryota; Metazoa; Chordata; Actinopteri; Cypriniformes; Cobitidae. The record is from RefSeq and is a predicted model, not a curated record.
GGAAGUUUGCGUUAUCUUGUUUCUAGGCAACGAGUGUAAACAGACUGUUAACGGUAGUUAUUCAUUUCUUUACGCAGCGCUACAAACUCACAGACAACACAGAGUUGUUCACAGAAUUGUAUGGGCCAUAAGCAUCUUGAUCUGCAAACCCUGGUAAAACAUGCAGAUGGUGCCACAACAUUCCCUGACACGUAAUUUUUGGGAAAAAGAAAUAAUAUCACCAAAACUUCCAUUCUUGUGGAGAGAGGACAUGAGCAGGCAUCCCUCAGGAACAAAUCAUGGCCCAAAUCAGCAUCCCUGGCAACCUUCAGACAGAAUCCACAGGAAAGAGGACAUAUUCCUGGAGGAGCAGAAUAAAUAUAUUCCUCCACGGAGAGCUUCUGCUGUUGAGGAGGUGUUUCCUCUAAAGCCAGUCCUUCACAAGAGAGCAUACAGCCUGAGUAACUACGGUACUGUCUCAAAUUCAGAAUAUCAAGAGAGAUUUCACUCAGGUCUGCCCAGAUUGACUGAUCAGGCACUUAUUAGACAACAACACAAACCAAAAUCUCCUAAGUCGACUCACGAGCAACUAACAGGCAGGAAGCAAACAACGAGUAAUUUCGUCCGUGAACAUCAGGAACAGAAGUUUUCUGAGAAACUGUCAAAGGAAAUCCACUCAAAAGAGAUGAUACUACAGCAACGUUUUUUUAAAGCAGAGGAGACCUUGCGGAAAAUCCAGAGAGAGAGGACUGGUCGACAUGACCGUAUGACAAGAGAGGAGAAAGAUGAGAGAUAUUUGGAAAAGGGAAAACGAGAAAACAGAUUGUACAGUGAUGAAUACGGUCACUGGGAUGAUGGAAGAGACAGAUAUAGGAAUGAAAAAAAAGAAAUCAGCGAUGACAUGGAAAGAUGGGAGGAGUGGGAACGUAAGGUAAAUCAAAGAAUGAAGGUGAGCAGGAGACAAUCAGAGAUGACAAAGAAUCAUAAGCUGAAGGAUAAGAGAGAGGGUGAUGGGUAUGAAAACGCUGUAAAAGGACGAAGAGGGGAAAUGCAGGAGAACAGCUGGAGAGAGAAUGGGAUGGGAAUGGGAAGUGAUACAUGGGACAGGAGUGAGUGGAGAAAUGUGGAAGAGGUAAAUAAGAUACAGAGAGAGAAAUAUGACAGAAGAAAGGAAAUGCACAGCAGAAAAGAGGAGGAAGAAUGGGACAUGAGAAAACCAAGAUCAUCAGACUCUAGGAAAACAGAGCGGUCUUAUUUCAAGCAAGACCGAUUCGAGAACAGAGAACAUAACGAGGGUCCGUAUGAACCUUCAUUAAGUCACGGUGGAAGGAGAAGGAAGAGCGCAGUUGAGGAGUCUGUACAAGACAGAAUUCCCAGUCAGAGAGGAAACCGACUCCUGCAGGUGGAACUCAGUCCGGAGGAAAGUCCAGAUGCUUCACAACAACUCUUUGCGUGCGGCGUGUGUCAGCGCCGAUUCUUACGAGACAGACUGGAGACACACAUGAAGGUCUGUGAGAGAAAACGUCCUCAGCGCAAGGUCUUUGACACAUCCAAACAUAGGGCCAAAGGAACGGACCUGGAGGAAUUCUUGAAGACCAACGGCAGAAGCAGGACACCAGAAGAGAUUAAGAAAAGUAACUGGCGUCAGAAACAAACUUACGUGCCAGGAGGUCAUCAGCCACAGUCGGUUUUAAAUCUGAAUCCAGAAUAUAUAAGCUGUCCUCACUGUGGGCGUAAAUUUGCUCCAGGACCAGCAGAGAGACACAUUCCCAAAUGUCAAAACAUCAGGAACAGACCAUCAGCUCCCAAACAACUGCCCGUCACUGCCAGGAGAAAGAUCACACGCUGACAACAAUAUGAAUAUGUGACUGUAAUGUCUCUUAUCUGGAAAACCAGUCAUAUGAUAGUGAUGCUUUUGUUUUGAAGAAUAAAGUAGUGAUAAGAUUUUAGUGUGUAAGAUAGUGUGAUUUUGCUUUUUAAGAAAUUUAAAUGUGAGUAUACUUGUAUUUCAGAUGCAUUUCUUUAAAUGAUGUUAAUAAACACUUUAUGACAUUAACAUGUUUCACUAUACACACAGGACUUUCAUGUUUUCUCAGUAUAAUUGACCAAAUACAGUUGUGUUAAACAUAACAGUUUGUAUCUUAAAGAAUAUAUUCUAAUAUUUAUUGUGAUACUAUUAUAGAUGACAGGUUUGUGUUUUAGGUCCCAGGCUGUUGUAUAAUCCAGUCAAGUCCUGAUUUAAGAAAUGUUUAGAUUGACUGAAGUCAAGUGUUGCCAUCUGCUGGUGUAAUGAUGUAACAUAAAGAGUGAAGGAUCAAAUGAGUAAA